Molecule: messenger RNA, 4542 nt
Organism: Acinonyx jubatus (cheetah)
Lineage: Eukaryota; Metazoa; Chordata; Mammalia; Carnivora; Felidae
Gene: CATSPERG
Product: cation channel sperm associated auxiliary subunit gamma
Exons: 29
Coding region: 98-4303 (1401 amino acids)
Cellular component (GO): CatSper complex; motile cilium; sperm principal piece
Source: RefSeq, a predicted model, not a curated record
GGGGCGACGAGCAGGGAAAGGCUAAGCCCAGAAGCGGAGAGAUGAGUAGGGGCGAAGCUGCAAGAGGCGGGGCGUAGAGCCGGUCGCUGUCCAAGGCAUGGAAAAGUGUCGUGAAAAGAGAGAGUGCGGUGAAAAGGUGUCGCGUCUCGGGGGGAAGGUGAGGAUAGAGAAAGUGCUGACCGACAAGGUAGCGCCGGGGUGGAAGGAGAAAAAGGUGCAGGGCGAGGAGAAGGCGCGGGGCGAAGGGAAGGCCAGUGGCGAGAAGAGAUCCCAAGUCAAAGAGAGGGUCUCUAAGGGGGAUGGGCGUGGCUUUAGGAGGGGGCGGGGCGAGGGGCAGGAUCGAGAAGAACAGCUCUCCAAGGACCAGGGGAAAGGGCGUGUCGAUAAGGAACGGGUCGAAGAGCUAGGAUGGGUCGAGGAACAGGGGCGAAACAAGGCGGGGAAGCAGAGGGAGGAGCAAACUCCAGGAGAGAAAAAGGGGCGGGGACAGGGAAAGGGGCGGGGCGUGGGGAAGGUCUGGGCCGAGGAUCCGGAGAAGGGAGAGGCUAGAUACAGGACUCGGUACCAGGGUAGGGCCCGGGCCAGGAGAAAGGGGAGAUGCGAAGAGAUGUGGGGGGGCGGGGCAAAAAGUGGGGGCGAAACCAGGUGCAAGUGCAAGUGCAGGUGCACGACCAGAGGGAGCAGCAGGACUGGAGAAAGUUCGAGCCACGUUGCGCGCUGCCCCGCGAUGUACCCUGCUGGCCCCGCGUGGCCGAAACUCCGAGUCCUCCGGGCCAUGUGGGCACUACUGGCGGUGCUAUUGGCACCGGGGAGGCUGUGGGCGAAGGAGGAUAUCCAGGAGUGUAUCUGGCACGUUGUUCUGAUCAAGUUCGAGGCGGUAGGCGAGGAAGGCAGGAGCGACCGCUUUUUUGAUCUAGAGCCCCUGGAGACGCUGGACAGUGUGUUCAGCCUGCUGGUGGAUGCACCCACCGACCAGAACGAGAAAUACCUGGGCUUCCCAUACUACCUAAAGAUCAACUACUCCUGCGGUGGAGAGUCCUCCGAGGCCCAGGUCCGCAAAGGCCACCUGACAGGGCUGAAGCCCUUGGUGCUGGUGACCUUCCAGUCCCCAGUCAACUUCCAUCGCUGGAAGAUAGAGCAGCUACAGAUCCAGAUGGAGGGAGCCCCCUUCCGCAGCAAAGAGCGGUGCAACGCAGAGGAAGUGUGUGCCAUGAGCUGGUACACGCCCAUGCCCAUCAAGAACGGCAGUGUGGUCAUGUACGUGGAUGUCAGCAGCAAUGGCCUGGGGCCCUUCAUUCAAAAUAAAAGGUUUCACGUGAACAUCAACGGCUUCUUGCAGAAACAGCAAGAUAACACGCUCCAAUUCACUGUGGGAAACGAGAUCUUCAAUCUGAUACCCCGGUACUUCAUCAAUGUCCCGUCGAGGCCCCUGUGGCACACCGUGGACCAGACACCCGUGCUCAUUCUGGGUGGCAUUCCCGAUGAGAAGUCCGUCCUGCUGACUGACACCAGCUUCACGGACUUCUUUCUCGUGGAGUUGAACAUUGACAGUUGCUGGGUAGGCUCCUUCUACUGCCCUCAGGCCAGUUUCACUGCCACCAUCUAUGACGCCAUCGCCACCGAGAGCACUCUCUUCAUUCGGCAGAACCAGCUCGUCUACUACUUUACGGGCACCUAUGUCACCCUCCACGAGAGCAACCAAGGCAGUGGGAGCUGGGUUCGUGUGUUGGCCAACGAGUGCAUCAAGAAGCUGUGCCCUGUAUAUGCCCAUAGCAAUGGCUCAGAGUACGUCAUGGCCCUCACCACUGGCAAGCGGGAAGGCUACGUCCACUUUGGGACCAUCACAGAUGGCCGCGUGUCCUUCGAGUUGCUGCCCCGGCAGCGGUCUGUGUGCGAAGGGUUACAAGUUAUGAACUGCUCCAUAAUUUGGGCCGUGUUCAUUGCUGGAGACUACAAUCUACUGCUGCUGGUGCAGAUGGAAGACCCCACCGCCAGGAAGUAUUUCCAGGUGGUCAGCUACGACCUGGGUUUUGAAAGCUCAGAGCCUCAGGAGGUUUUGCCGUGUUCUCCCCCGGUUGUAGUCGGUAAUCACCUGGCCAUCCUCUACACCGUCCCGGAAUUCAUCCCUGACGCUAGGGGCCUGGAGUUUCUGAUGCUCCUAGGGACAGAGUCUCAUACCACCUUCCUGAUGGUACCCAAGGGCAUGUUCUACAACCAGUAUAGCAACCUGCUGUAUAUCUGGGGCAACUUCCUCCUGCAGAGCUAUAACUAUGAAAACUUCAUCUACCUGGCGGACUUCCCCAAGGAGCAGUCCAUUAAGUACCUGGUCAACUCGUUCCGUGGGGACAUGGCUAUUGUCACAGAGACUGAGGAGAUCUGGUACCUCCUGGAAGGCAGCUACCGGAUGUACAAGCUGUUCCCAUCCAGGGGCUGGGAGGUGCACAUCAACCUACAGGUGAUGCACCAGUCCUCCGUCUACACUCCCAAUGAGACCAUGGUCACCCUCUUCUACGAAGACACCAAGCUGUACCAGCUAGUGUAUCUGAUGAAAAACCAGCAGGGCCAGCUUGUCAAGAGGCAUGUGCCCGUGGAGCAGCUCUUGAUGUACCAGCAGCUCAGUAAUCACUACUUCUUUGAGCGGCAAGGGAGCCACCUGACGCUCUCCUUCACCAACUUCUGUCCGUUCUCGGUGAUGCGCCUGCGGGACCUGCCCAACCCGCAAGUCUACUCGCGCCAGGAGCGCUACCAGGCGCGUCCGCCGCGCGUCGUGGAGCCCUCGGGCUUCCACAGCGAGAACUCGCUCGCCGUCUACCAGGGGCUCGUCUAUUACCUGCUUUGUCUGCACUCCGAGUACCACAAGGUGGACGCCUGGCGGGGGCCGGGUCUGGUCCGAGGCGGGCCGUACGCCGACCCGGUGCACGACUCCACCUGGCGCUGGUCGAACAAGAAACAGGACCAGGAUUACUACUUCUAUCUGGCGAGCAACUCGCAGAGCCCGGGGAACGUGUACAUUGACAUGGCCAGCUACGAGAAGAUCUACGACCUCAAGGCCGACUACGAGCUGCCCGAGCGCAUCUUCCUGGACAAGGGCACCAGCUACGUCUUCUCCGUCUUCCUGAGGGUCGGGGGGCAGUCUCUGGAGUUCACACCCGAGCGCGUGCUCACCUCCGAAGAGCUGAAGAGCACACUGGAUCUGGGCGUGGUGCUGGCCGACCCCGGCUGCAUUGAGGCGGUGGUGAGACAGAAGUUCCUCAUUAACCGCAACUCGGUGCUUUUCCGGGUUACGCUCAGUGAUAAAAGGUCUUGCUUUGACCAGGGCCUUAGUGGACAUCACCUCUUGGAGACCUCCAUGUUGCUCAAGGUGGCGGGCGCGGUCGGACAUUGCUUCCAGAACACACACCAGGGACCCCGCAUGCAAGGCAACUUGAUGGUCCCAGUGCUUAUCGGCUGCCCUCCGGGCAAGCGCCUGGCCUUCGACAUCACCUACACCCUGCAGUACAAUCGUCUGCAGAACAAACACUACUUUGACUGCGUGAGGGUGGACCCCGAGAUGCCCUGCUUCCUCUUUCGUGAUGUCUUCUACCCUUUCUUCUUGAUCCAAGACUUGGUGACGGGAGAUUCGGGCAGUUUUCAGGGCAGCUAUGUGCUGAAGGUGGUAGGCGGCGGGCCCACCCUGGACACCAUCAGGGAAUACAGCGAGGAGGAGAUUUACCGCUUCAACAGCCCCUUGGACAAGACUCACAGCCUCAUCUGGACCACCAAGAACACAACGACCACCAAGGACUCGGCCUUUAACAUCAUGUCCCAUCAGAGCUUGGGCAUCGAGUGGCUGUGUCUGGAGAACUCCCCAUGCUAUGACACCAUUCCCCAUACCAUCUUCGCCCCUGAGUUCUUCUUCAAGGUGCUGGUGAGCAACAGAGGCGUGGACAAGAGCACAUACUGUGACUACCAGCUCAUCUUCCUGCUGCACAUCCACGGUCUGCCACUCAGUGCCAAGCGGGCCUUCUUCAUCCUCAUGGUGUCAUCCAGCGUGUUCAUCGGUCUGGUGACCCUCUACAUCAUCUUCUGCCUCCUGUUGCCUGUUAUGGUGAAGGCCUGGAACAGCCUCCGCUGGAAGAUCAACAACAUCAUCAUGUCAGAGUCCUACUACACCUACACUUCCCCUUCUAGAAAUUGCAGUGGGACAUCUGAGACCAGAUCCACGGUCAGCUCCAGAGUCGGCUCCAGUGACAGUUCCAAAGUGGCAGAGGCGAACCAGCGUGCACCUGAGCAAACCUGGAAGAAGAAGCCGUUGGUUACCUGAGCCACUUGCCUGCCCCCAUCUCCACCCGUGCUCUUCCCUCACUUCCUGGGCCACCUUGGAAAUGCAUCUAUCACCCAUCCCAGGCCCUUUUUUGUUUUGCGUCAAUUUUCACUUCUUCAGACCUAAAUCCUAGUUUCAGGAUUAGCCAUGGGCCCUUGUAAGGACUCACGUUCAGUUAGUUUGUACCACACAGCCAUAUAGGUCAUUAAAGUCAAAAUCCUUCUGGGCCACCUGGUAAA